Messenger RNA from Thunnus maccoyii (southern bluefin tuna), 2498 nucleotides. Its product is annotated as Kv channel-interacting protein 1-like. Lineage: Eukaryota; Metazoa; Chordata; Actinopteri; Scombriformes; Scombridae. Gene Ontology annotation, biological process: regulation of potassium ion transmembrane transport. Bases 214 to 861 code for a protein of 215 amino acids. The record is from RefSeq and is a predicted model, not a curated record. Gene Ontology annotation, cellular component: voltage-gated potassium channel complex. Gene Ontology annotation, molecular function: transmembrane transporter binding; potassium channel regulator activity; calcium ion binding. The transcript is spliced from 8 exons.
CAGACACACACAUACACACACCCUCGAGCAGAAGCAGCAGAGCUGUGUGGGUGUGAGGCAGCAUGAGAAGUGAUAUCUGUACUUCCACACAUACAGCUGGCAGAUAGACUAACUUACUGUAGUUACAACAGGCACACACACACCUAUUGUACGCACAGUCACUAGCACACCUUGAUUAUUGACGGGCGCACACACUCACUCGCAGAAGUCAACAUGGGUCUUGUGAUGGGAACCUUUUCCAUGCAAUCCAAGCAGGUCAGCUACCACAAAGACAAAGCUGACGAUGACCUGGAAAUGACCAUGGUGUGUCAUCGGCCGGAGGGCCUUGACCAGCUAGAAGCUCAGACUAACUUCAGCAAAAGAGAGCUCCAAGUGCUCUACCGGGGCUUCAAGAAUGAGUGUCCGAGUGGCAUUGUAAAUGAGGAAACUUUCAAGCAAAUAUACUCCCAGUUCUUCCCACAUGGAGAUGCCAGCACCUACGCACACUACCUGUUUAAUGCCUUUGACACAGCACAUUCAGGCUCCAUAAAGUUUGAGGACUUUGUAACAGCUCUGUCCAUCCUGCUGAGAGGCUCCAUCACUGAGAAACUCCAGUGGACCUUCAACCUCUAUGAUAUCAACAGAGACGGAUACAUCAACAAAGAGGAGAUGACAGACAUCGUCAGAGCGAUAUAUGACAUGAUGGGGAAGUACACGUACCCUGUCUUGAAAACCGACGCACCCAAACAGCAUGUGGAUGCCUUUUUUCAGAAAAUGGACAAAAACAGAGACGGGGUUGUCACUCUUGAUGAGUUCAUCCUUUCUUGUCAAGAGGAUGAAAACAUCAUGAGGUCUCUACAGCUGUUUGAAAACGUCAUCUAGACAACAAAGAAGAGGGAAAUGCGGUGCAACGGACGAAAGCACAGACUGGGAGAGGAGAAAAGAACAAAGAAAAAAAGAGAAGGAGGAGAAGGAGAGGGAGGUGAACCUGCAGAGAACACACCCUGCGGAUGAAGGGAAACAAGCACUUUGGGUUUGACAGACUGUCACAAAACUGUAUGGAAGGUGUUUCGCUGUAACAAAUCCAUGGUGACAAACCAUCACUGGUUUUUGGAAAAUCAGACUCAACCCGUCACCUUCAUUCGACCUUUCUGUAACCAUUUACCUCCAUCUCCCUCGUUUGUUGCUGUUCGUUAUUUUAAGUCACCUCGGGACAGUGUGUAUUUUACCCCACUGUGUAAAUAGUGAUCCUCUCACAAUUGGUCGAAUACCUUUCUGAAAUAUGUAAAUUGAACCACAUUAUCAAGCAGGUCUCCCUAAAAGCAGCUUAGCAGUGAGAUCAACCAAAUGCAUACUUGGUGCAUUAAUGGCUUAAAUAAUAACUGUUCCCAUCACAAAUUUUCUGUGUCAGUGCAUCGAACACGAGCAAUAGUGUAAAGCAUGCGAGAAAGAGGUGCACAGUAUAUUUAUGUGCCAUUAAAAAGUGGUGGAGAUAUACUGAACAUCCUGCUAUGUGGAUUCAUUUUGGAGGACAGGUGUGGGUGUAUCAUCUCACAACGCCACCUCAACUUGUUUUCAGAAGUCUAGUAAAUUCAGACACAGAGCUGAGUGUGCGAUAGUCUUACAUCUUGUGACAAGCUUGCGACAAAAACGCCCUCUUAACUCCUCCUGUGUGUGCGUGUGUGUGUGUGUGUGUGUUCCAGUGGUGUGAGUCAGUGUUUCAAUGUUGUAACAACACAAAUUGUAGAUAUUUAACUGUCGUAUUUGUGGCUUUUACUCACUGUCUGUCUGUGUGUUUCUGGUCCUAUCUGUCUGUCUGUCUAUCUAUCUGUCAGAUUGGAUAUAACUGUAAUUCUAGUACCUUGACGCUCAUUGUACACUUGAACUGAUGGCUUGUUAAUAAAAGAGAACAUUUAGAGGUUUACUGGCAUAUAAAUGCAGAGCGACACAGGGAUGUCCGUGUGUGUGUGUAUGUGUGUAGUGUCCUGAUGUAAAGUUUCUGUUUGCCUGAAUAUUAAAAUGUCUUUUAUUCAAGCAUGUACUGUAGCUUCAUCUUGUGGACAUUACAACUAGGUGAACUGACCGUGUCUCUGCUAGAGAGGAGAGUUUUGUCUUCAACUCUUGUCUGUUUAAUAAAACUCAGAACUACCAACCUUUCACUGUGAGGGAGAGACAGAAAAGUGGGAGUUGUGGAAGGAGGGACGAUGGAGAAAGAGUAGAGGGAAGACAAAGAUGAGAGAAUAUGAGGGAAGAUGAGAGUAAAGACCUUUUCACUGAUUCCUGAAGGAAUGGAAGCCAUGUUUCAAACAAGAGCCAUCGUUUUGAAGAUUGAGCAAGGCAAAAAAAAAAAUAAUAAUACAGAUUUAAAUAUGAUUUACUGUCAUGCCCUCUCACUGUGCUACCAAUAGUGUGAUUAUAUUCUUUGCUGAGAUGUGCUGCGGCUCGUCUCAGAUGUACCCAGACAUACAUCCAGACAGACUGACAGAUGAACAGACAGACAGGCAUACAGACACACAGCU